Anguilla rostrata (American eel) is the source of this 1765-nucleotide messenger RNA. RefSeq lists its product as uncharacterized. The record is from RefSeq and is a predicted model, not a curated record. Gene Ontology annotation, molecular function: catalytic activity. The transcript has 3 exons. Lineage: Eukaryota; Metazoa; Chordata; Actinopteri; Anguilliformes; Anguillidae. The coding region runs from base 1 to 897 and encodes 298 amino acids.
AUGUCACCGCACCGCUUCCGCAGGCGCGGCCCCCCGCAGCGACAGAACCUCUCCAACCUUCGCUAUCCCUCACUGACCCCCUGUGACAACUUCACGGUCGCAGGAGGGCUAUGGAACUGCCAGUCUGCUACGCGGAAGGCUGACUUCAUUUCGGCCUACGCGUCCCUCCUCUCUCUACAUUUCCUUGCCCUCACUGAGACCUGGAUCACACCAGGCAACACUGCAACCCCUGCAGCCCUCUCCUCCUCCUUCUCCUUCUCUCACACCCCCCGCCCGUCUGGCCGUGGUGGGGGCACAGGGCCCCUGGGAAGCUUCGUCGAUGAGUUCGACACCCUGCUCAGCUCCUUCCCAGAGGAUGGCACCCCACUGAUCCUCCAGGGAGACUUCAACAUCCACCUAGAUGCCUCCCAGUCCGCAGCCUUCCUGCCCCUACUCCACUCAUUCAACCUCUCCCUGAUGCACUCCCCACCAACACACAAGGCUGGCAACCUCCUAGACCUGGUCAUCCUGAGGAAUUGCUCCUCCUCCGAUCCCACGAACAACCUCCUAGACCCCCACCAGUCUGGCUUCAGACCUGGUCACUCGACAGAGACCGCACUCCUCUCGGUCAGUGAGUCGCUUCACGCCGCACAAGCAGCCUCCUGUUCGUCCGUCCUGAUCCUCCUAGACCUUUCUGCUGCCUUCAACACAGUCGACCACCCCAUCCUCCUGUCCUCCCUGGCAGCUAUGGGGAUCUGUGGCACAGCACUAGACUGGAUCGAGUCCUACCUCUCCGGUCGCUCCUUCCAAGUCGCCUGGGCCAGUGCAGUAUCGGCACCUCGCCCCCUUGCCACAGGAUUUCCCCAGGGCUCAGUCCUUGGUCCACUGGCUGCCUGUUAUGGCUCGCAUCAAAUUUAAGACUUUGGUGCUUGCAUACCAGGCGGCUAAGGGGUCAGCACCAGGAUACAUCCAGAGGAUCAUCAGACCCUACACACCAGCCAGACCUCUCCGUUCUGCCACCUCUGGACGCUUGGCACCUCCCCCUCUUCGUGUCUGUACCUCCCGUUCUCGUCUGCUGUCUGUCCUGGCCCCUCGCUGGUGGAAUGACCUUCCCUUGGCGGUCAGAACAGCAGAGAAUCUGACAACCUUUAAGCGCAGACUAAAGACUCAUCUCUUCAGGCUGCACCUCUCCCCACCCCUCCCUAGCCUCUAGUUUAGCUCUACUCUACUUACCUCAAUGUACCUAGUUAGGCUAAUGUUAUCUCGUUAGUUUUGUAUUUGGCAGGAUUGUUUUGUUUGAUUCUGAUUAGGCAAAUGUGAUUUCAGUGCUAGUUUUGUACUUGGCAAGAUUGUUGUUUAUUUGCUCAACAGGUUACCUUACAGGGUUGGAGUCCUGAUCUAUGUGGUCACUUCUGGCACUACGAUCUUUACUUCACUCUAGUGUUUUUCUGCACCUCUGCACUUUUAACUGAUGCACUUGCUGUACGUCGCUCUGGAUAAGAGUGUCUGCUAAAUGCCUGUAAUGUAAUGUAAUGAGUUGGAGUCUGACCCAUAAAAAUCACCAGGUCUCUUGUCUGGUGACGCUCUGUCAGGCCUGUGCUGCAGCCAUCUUCAGCUCCUGCUUUUCUUUCAGGGGCUUGUUUUGGUCAGUUUUCUCUUCAGCAUAUGAAAUAUGCUGCUAAAGCAACAAAGAUGUUUUUCAAAGCCAAAAACUAGAAAAUACUCGGACUGGUCAAGUCAUUCACUUGAACUGAAUGUAACUGAAAAUGCAUUUUCAUAUGCUGGA